AUGGAUCAGCCAAAGCGAGUAAUUCUACGCCUGCAAGAAGCGGACCUCGACGAAGCAGAUCUCUACGAGCCCGUUCGACUGUACCUUGAAAAGAACGGUCGCUCAAUUGAGGAACUUGAUACCGGCCGUCAUUUCAUCCACAUUCAACCUCCUAACCCUGAUAUACCCCAAGUCGACCCAAAACUACAUGUUGUGAUUGAUCUCGAGGCAAGCAAAUAUUCUGGCAAGCUCGGUCCUGAUUUCCCCUGUGAGGUAUACCGUGUCCGCCGCGUUGAUGGCAUGUUAGUGAUGUUUGGCUUCAAGGAUGGAGCCUGGUACCGGAACUUUGUUGGUAAACUUCGGUCGAUUAUAGACGACGUGUAUCCAUGGGGGAAAACAAAACGCGAUCUCAGGCUCUCGGGUGGCACAAGUGCACAGGCCCUUGAGAGCUGA
This is a messenger RNA of Aspergillus pseudotamarii, 432 nucleotides long. RefSeq lists its product as uncharacterized. The record is from RefSeq and is a predicted model, not a curated record. The transcript has 2 exons. Bases 1 to 432 code for a protein of 143 amino acids. NCBI's taxonomy places the organism in Eukaryota, Fungi, Ascomycota, Eurotiomycetes, Eurotiales, Aspergillaceae.